Molecule: messenger RNA, 1371 nt
Organism: Exophiala spinifera
Lineage: Eukaryota; Fungi; Ascomycota; Eurotiomycetes; Chaetothyriales; Herpotrichiellaceae
Exons: 3
Coding region: 1-1371 (456 amino acids)
Molecular function (GO): iron ion binding; 2 iron, 2 sulfur cluster binding
Source: RefSeq, a predicted model, not a curated record
AUGUCCAGCACGCGUACUCGAGUCAACGGCGGCACCAAUGGGCCCCUCGCCAGGGUACACGAAAUCCACGUAGAGCGACUCGCCAAAAAGUCGAUAUCGACUGAUCUCAAUGUCUCCGUGCCUGCUGCCUUUUACCAGUCACAAUCCAUCUAUCAGCUGGAAAGGCGAGCGAUAUUUUCGAGACGAUGGUUCCUCGUCUCGCACAAGGCUCGAUACCGCAACACCGGCGACUUUGUGCAGUACGAGAUGGCCGGGUUCAACUUCGUCGUGGUCAAGAACAAGGAGGGGACCCUGGUUGGCUUCCACAAUGUGUGCAGACAUCGAGCGUUCCCCGUCGUACGCGAGACACAAGGCACGGCACGCAUCUUUUCGUGCAAGUACCACGGAUGGUCGUACGACCUGAACGGCAAACUGACCAAAGCACCCCGCUUCACGCCCGAGUCAGUCCCGGCCUUUGAUGCGUCUGCCAUCCACCUGUUCCCUGUCCACGUCCACGUCGACCGCAACGGUUUCGUGUACGUCAAUCUCGACGCGAGUCCCACACCUGCCGUCUCCUGGGAGACGCAGUACGGGGACCUGGAUCGGCAGGAUGUCCUCGUCCACUCUGGCAUCGACUGGGACAAGGUCGAGUACGACUUUACGUGGACCAAGGACGGCGCCUUCAAUUGGAAGGUGAUGCAGGACAAUUACAACGAGUGCUACCACUGCCUCACGGCGCACCCGGACGUCGCAAAGACGACCGACCUCAACACGUACCACGUCUCCCCGGCGGAAAGCCACAAGACCUACAUCGCGCACUUCAGCGAGCCCAAAGCGUCGCUCCUCGCCGAGGCGGCCGGCACGUUCGACUCGACGCGGUUCGACGGCCGGUCCGCCACGCACGUCUUCCCCGGCGGCCAUUUCUCGCCGAACCCAGGGACGGGGUUCAUGCACCUCAUGCGCUCGGUGCCGACGUCGGCGACCACGACCCGCCAGGAGUACGACGUGUACAGGCUCAACACGCCGCGCGCGACCGCCGAAUCGUACGAGCGCAUGGCAAGGUUCUACCGCAAGGUCGUCGACGAGGACUUCGAGCUGUGCGAGCAGGUGCAGAAGAACCUCGAGCGCGGCGUUUUCGAGGCCGGCAUGCUGCAUCCGUUCCACGAAGAAGGGGUCCUCGCUUUCCAGGGCAUGCUGCUCGGCGUGCUCAACGAACACGUCAAGCUCGAAGGAGACGCCGGGAGAGAACUGUGCGCCGCAAAGCCGGCCCCUACGGCGCCACAACGGGGAACCAACGGCAGCGACGUAGCAGCUUUAGCUAAUGGCGCCCACCAGCCCUGUGCGGCUUUGCUAGAUUGUCACACUGCGAAGCUGAAGCAUGUGGAGUGGUAG